Messenger RNA from Coregonus sp. 'balchen', 43192 nucleotides. The record is from the annotation of a GenBank genome assembly. Lineage: Eukaryota; Metazoa; Chordata; Actinopteri; Salmoniformes; Salmonidae.
AUGAGGGAUUCCCACGGUUUCAGCCGUUUUGUCAUCACAGCUGCGGUGCUGGGGGACCCUCCCCUGCGGCGGAAUCUACGUCAAUGUGGUCAGGGCGCUGCGGCUGCCUCGGACGUCCUGUGGUCGUAACCCUGGAAACCCUAAACCAUGUGUGUCCAGCUCGUUAACACUAGAAAAGCCUGGCCUCAUUGGACCACCCUUCGUGCCAAUGACACGUCUUUUCAAAAUUCUAACAGUCUAAUAAAUAGAUUUCAUAUAUGCCAUUAUUUGUUUGUGUUUAUGAAGGUCUUAGGUAACAUUAGAAUACGAAAAAUGGUCUAAUGCAUCUACAGAUGGACUAUCUACAUACUAUCAGUUACAUUUCAACUAACUAUCUACUAACCCUUGUCCUAACCCUAACCUUAUCCCAACCGUAACCUUAACCCCAACCAUCUGUAGAGCAUCUACUGAUGGACUAUCCAAAUAGUGUGACUGAAAAAAAAACAUAUUUGAAAUAAUGUAACAUGUUCAUUAGUUUGUUACUGUAGGCUAUAUGUAAAAAUGAAAAACCAUUAAAAACACAAUUUCUAGCGUAAAAUAAAUGUUAUUUCAUGGAGUGUUCAUUUGUUACAACUAUGAAACAUAAAGCAUGUGUGUUGGAACAGAGUACAAGCUUAUUUUUAUAACAACAUAACAAAUAAAAAUACCCAAACCACCAAGACGCACGGUCAGCAAGACCCCCGGUCAAAUCAAGAAAAUAUCAGUAGACUAAACAUCAGUAUAAGCGCCAAGUGUGCUUGUGAAUAGUGAAAAUCAGCACAAAAGCAAUAAUGGCAUUAUACUUCAUACCAUGACUUUAAAAAUGGCAGAGUAAUACAUUGACACUUUGCCUUUCUAGUGUUAACUGAAGCCACGCUGCUUACUGCCUGUGGAGAAGAGAGGACUUUUUUAAACAUCAACUUUUGGACCUAUAGGCUACCACAAUAUUGUCCAAUUGCCACUAUAGACAAUUUUCUUUGAUGGAAAAUAUCUGUCCAAGUUACAUAUCUUUCAUCGGCUGUUUAGAUGGACAUUAUACCUCUGACGGUAUUGAACAUGCGCAGUUGGCCAUGGCAUUAAUGCAACUUCCCUCUGCAGUGGUACAGUGCAGUAAGGCAAUGUUGCCCCCGUGCCCCCCCCCCCCCCCAUCCAGCCCAGCAGAGGAUGUAGAUGGCUUGGAUCCAGAGUGAUUGACAGGACGAGCCUCCCUUCUCCACCAGUCAGUGGCCACAGAGGCCUACCCUGAUGGCCUUGCUCACUCCAAUCACUGACCUAUUGAUAGUACUGUACAGGUGUUAUAUUCAGUACAUUAUAUGUAGGAGGUAUGUAAUGUCCUAAGGACAUGAGGGGACAAUGUUGUUAAAUUUCUCGAAGCUUUUCAACAAAGACAUACAGUAUCAACGGUGCUGCUAUGUCAGUUGAGUUCAUGUGUUACUGUUUGACGGAUGGCGGUUUGGUUUCACUACGUUCAUCCACCUCUGGCCUGCUAGCCCCCCUACCUCUUCGGAGGCACAGUUCCCACUCAGCCCAGUCAAAGCUAUUCCCUGCUCUGGCACCCCAAUGGUGGAACAAGCUCCCCCACGACGCCAGGACAGCGGAGUCACUGACCACCUUCCGGAGACACUUGAAACCCCACCUCUUUAAGGAAUACCUGGAAUAGUAUAACAGUAAUCCUUCUACCCCCCUCCCCCACCCCCCCAUAAAAAAAAGGGGGGGGGGUUGUCCCACUGGCAAUCCUAAAUUGAAUGCACCAAUUUGUAAGUCGCUCUGGAUAAGAGCGUCUGCUAAAUGACUUGAAUGUAAAUUUGUGUGUUUCAGGAACCUGCUGUAUGUGAACCCACACAGCCUGAACUUCGCCAACCGUCAAGGCUCCGCCCGGAACAUCACAGUGAAAGUGCAGUUCAUGAACGGGGAGGACCCUAACAACGCAAUGCCGGUAACCAAUGACACGCACACACACUCGAGAAUGCUUCUUAGCCCACCCACCCAAGAGAAUGCUUCUUAGCCCACCCACCCACAAUAAUUCUUCUUAGCCCACCCACCCACCCACCCAUAAGAAUUAUUCUUAGCCCACCCUCCCACGAGAAUGCUUGUUCGAGUUAUUAGUGUAUUUUAGUACUUUACCAGGUACUGCUGCACAAUCCUAGACUGAUUUCUUGGAAGUGGAUUGUGAAGAAUGGUGUUCAAAUAUAUUUGAGUUCUGUUACUAAAGUACACAUCAUUUUAACACAUGCAGACAAACAGAAGUCUGUCCACUUGCCUCUCUUCCUCUGGUCCUCUGUAAUUCAACCCGUCUGCUGUACUUCAUCUAAGUUUCUUUCUCGUCUCUCUUCCCCAGGUGAUUUUUGGCAAGUCCAGCUGUGCAGACUACGCCAAAGAAGCAUACACUGCUGUAGUGUAUCAUAACAGGUGAGGCGCUCAGAUCCAGCUCAAUUCACUGAUGUUUCCAUUUUGUAUGAAGUGUGCUUAGGGCCUUUCUUAAAAGAAGUAUUUAAAUAUGACGGGAAAUAUAGGUUGAAAUUAGUUUACAUUACAAUUAGGCAACUUCACAAGUUCUCUGGCAUCAGGUUUAACUGGUAGGUAAGAAAGUGAUGAUGAGUAAUACACUAAUACACUGAGUACGCUAACAAGCUCAUAUGUGACUCGUUUCAGGAAACUAGGUGUAUGUCGCGCGUCACAGGACAGCCAUUUGAACGUCAUUUUUUAAUUUUCUUCAAAAUGCGUUUUUGGGCAGAAAUGCCUUCUAGAACAUGUGAACUUUCAUGUGCCUUAAUAACAAACUUGUAUGCCAUCUGUAAAUACGAAUAACAUUGUUAAAUUACGAGCCUAGUUGGUUUAGCCACCAAAAAGACAGGAACCUUCCUGCUAGCCAUGAUUGGCUGAGAUAAUGGGUGGUCUGGACAUGCCGAGAGAUGAGUUCGGAUUGGUCUGCCAUGUAGCACGCUUCUGUCAAUAACAUGAGCUGGUCAGUAUUUGUAGGUAAUCCUUUCUAACGUGGCUUUUUUGAAAGAUAUGACGUAGUAGAACUGCAAAAAGCAAAAGUAUUGCUCUCCGGUGGAAUUAGAGUAUGAUAGCUAAGGAGAUGGAGAACAUUCUGGUGUUUGAUUGCAAAUAUGCAGAGGGGGUCGAAAAGAGAACACACAGAAGGCUGUUGUAUAAAACACCUGUCUCCGGAUAACAUCUUCAAACUAAGGGCAACCAUGGCAUCCGUGACAGAGAGGGAGAAACGUCCAUCCUUGUACAGUGCAUUCGGAAAGUAUUCAGACCCCUUGACUUUUUCCUCAUUUUGUUACGUUACAGCCUUAUUCUAAAAUUGAUUAAAUACAUGUUUUCCUCAUCAAUCUACACACAAUACCCCAUAAUGACAAAGCAAAAACUGGUUUUUAGAAUUUUUAAAAUGUAUUUAAAAAACAACAACUGAAAAACCUUAUUUACAUAAGUAUUCAGACCAUUUUCUAUGAGACUCAAAAUUGAGCUCCGGUGCAUCCUGUUUCCAUUGAUCAUCCUUGAGAUGUUUCUACAACUUGAUUGGAGUCCACUUGUUGUAAAUUAAAUUGAUUGGACAUGAUUUGGAAAGGCACACACCUGUCUAUACAGUGGGGAGAACAAGUAUUUGAUACACUGCCGAUUUUGCAGGUUUUCCUACUUACAAAGCAUGUAGAGGUCUGUAAUUUUUAUCAUAGGUACACUUCAACUGUGAGAGACGGAAUCUAAAACAAAAAUCCAGAAAAUCACAUUGUAUGAUUUUUAAGUAAUUAAUUUGCAUUUUAUUGCAUGACAUAAGUAUUUGAUACGUCAGAAAAACAGAACUUAAUAUUUGGUACAGAAACCUUUGUUUGCAAUUACAGAGAUCAUACGUUUCCUGUAGGUCUUGACCAGGUUUGCACACACUGCAGCAGGGAUUUUGGCCCACUCCUCCAUACAGACCUUUUCUAGAUCCUUCAGGUUUCGGGGCUGUCGCUGGGCAAUACGGACUAUCAGCUCCCUCCAAAGAUUUUCUAUUGGGUUCAGGUCUGGAGACUGGCUAGGCCACUCCAGGACCUUGAGAUGCUUCUUACGAAGCCACUCCUUAGUUACCCUGGCUGUGUGUUUCAGGUCGUUGUCAUGCUGGAAGACCCAGCCACGACCAAUCUUCAAUGCUCUUACUGAGGGAAGGAGGUUGUUGGCCAAGAUCUCGCGAUACAUGGCCCCAUCCAUCCUCCCCUCAAUACGGUGCAGUCGUCCUGUCCCCUUUGCAGAAAAGCAUCCCCAAAGAAUGAUGUUUCCACCUCCAUGCUUCACGGUUGGGAUGGUGUUCUUGGGGUUGUACUCAUCCUUCUUCUUCCUCCAAACACGGCGAGUGGAGUUUAGACCAAAAAGCUCUAUUUUUGUCUCAUUAGACCACAUGACCUUCUCCCAUUCCUCCUCUGGAUCAUCCAGAUGGUCAUUGGCAAACUUCAGACGGGCCUGGACAUGCGCUGGCUUGAGCAGGGGGCCUUACGUGCACUGCAGGAUUUUAAUCCAUGACGGCGUAGCGUGUUACUAAUGGUUUUCUUUGAGACUGUGGUCCCAGCUCUCUUCAGGUCAUUGACCAGGUCCUGCCGUGUAGUUCUGGUCUGAUCCUUCACCUUCCUCAUGAUCAUUGAUGCCCCACGAGGUGAGAUCUUGCAUGGAGCCCCAGACCGAGGUUGAUUGACCAUCAUCUUGAACUUCUUCUAUUUUCUAAUAAUUGGGCCAACAGAUGUUGUCUUCUCAUCAAGCUGCUUGCCUAUUGUCCUGUAGCCCAUCCCAGCCUUGUGCAGGUCUACAAUUUUAUCCCUGAUGUCCUUACACAGCUCUCUGGUCUUGGCCAUUGUGGAGAGGUUGGAGUCUGUUUGAUUGAGUGUUUGGACAGGUGUCUUUUAUACAGGUAACUUGUUCAAACAGGUGCAGUUAAUACAGGUAAUGAGUGGAGAACAGGAGGGCUUCUUAAAGAAAAACUAACAGGUCUGUGAGAGGCGGAAUUCUUACUGGUUGGUAGGUGAUCAAAUACUUAUGUCAUGCAAUAAAAUGCAAAUUAAUUACUUAAAAAUCAUACAAUGUGAUUUUCUGGAUUUUUGUUUUAAAUUCCGUCUCUCACAGUUGAAGUGUACCUAUGAUAAAUAUUACAGACCUCUACAUGCUUUGUAAGUAGGAAAACCUGCAAAAUCGGCAGUGUAUCAAAUACUUGUUCUCCCCACUGUAUAAGGUCCCGCAGUUGACAGUGCAUGUCAGAACAAAAACCAAGCCAUGAGGUCAAUGGAAUUGUCCGUAGAGCUCUGAGACAGGAUUGUGUCGAGGCACAGAUCUGGGGAAGGGUACCAAAAAAUGUCUGCAGCAUUGAAGGUCCCUAAGAACACAGUAGGCCUCUAUCAUUCUUAAAUGGAAGAAGUUUGGAACCACCAAUACUCUUCCUAGAGCUGGCCGCCCGGCCAAACUGAGCAAUCGGGGGUCCCUUGGUCUAAGCGUCACGUCUGGAGGAAACCUGGCACCAUCCCUACGGUGAAGCAUGAUGGUGGCAGCAUCAUGCUGUGGGGAUGUUUUUUCAGCGGCAGGGACUGGGAAACCUGGCACCAUCCCUACGGUGAAGCAUGAUGGUGGCAGCAUCAUGCUGUGGGGAUGUUUUUUCAGCGGCAAGGACUGGGAGACUAGUCAGGAUCGAGGGAUAGAUGAACGGAGCAAAGUACAGAGAGGUCCUUGAUGAAAACCUGCUCCAGAGCACUCAGGACCUCAGACUGGGGCGAAGGUUCACCUUCCAACAGGACAGCGACCCUAAGCACACAGCCAAGACAACGCAGGAGUGGCCUCGGGACAAGUCUCUGAAUGUCCUUGAGUGGCCCAGCCAGAGCCCAGACUUGAACCCGAUCGAACAUCUCUGGAGAGACCUGAAAAUAGCUGUGCAGCGAUGCUCCCCAUCCAACCUGACAGAGCUUGAGAGGAUCUGCAGAGAAGAAUGGGAGAAACUCGCCAAAUAAAUGUGUGCCGAGCUUGUAGCGUCAUACACAAGAAAACUCAAGGCUGUAAUCACUGCCAAAGGUGCUUCAACAUGUACUGAGUAAAGGGUCUGAAUACUUAUGUAAAUGUGAUAUUUCCGUUUUUUUAUUUUAUUAUUAAUUUGCAAAGAAUUCUAAAAACCAGUUUUUGGUUUGUCAUUAUGGGGUAUUGUGUGUAGAUUGAUGAGGGGGAAAAAACAAUGUAAUCUUUUUUAGAAUAAGGCUGUAAUGUAACAAAAUGUAGAAAAAGUAAAGGGGUCUGAGUACUUUCCGAAGGCACUAUACGGGUAAAAUAGUCUAGCUAGCUACAUUUUCAUAUAUUACACGUCUCUAAUUUAGUCAAAGUCAUUUAUUUCAAGUAAAAGUGUACUGUUAGCUAGCUAACUAACGUUAGCUGACUGGCUCGCUAGCUAACGUAACGUUUAUGAUCUGUGUAGUAAUAUUAUUUGUAUCGCAGAGCUAUUUGCAUUGCUAGUUAUAGCCUAAUAUUAGCUAGCUAGCUAACAUUGAACUGGUUGGUUAGCUACCUGCAGAUUCAUGCAGGGUAGUAACAUUAUGAGUUGGGAUUAUGGUUAAUUGUUUAGCUAGCUAGCUACAUGUCUAAACAAGACUCCACUAUGCAAGUAACCAUUUCAAUAGAAUGUUCAUGAUGUCACUGCGACAACUGUCGAUAACGUAGCUGGUAAAUUUGCUCUGGCUAUCUACUCCGAUUUCAGAGCACUCUCGUCUGAGUGUGCCAGAGCACAGAAUAUCUGACGAAUUUACGAACGCUCAACACCCAUUUAAUAUGGCCGGUGUCAGUAAACGUUGGCAAAAAAGCGUAAUUAAAUUGUUGCCAGUAUCACAGUUACGGUCACCAACGCUCUGGAUAACAUAAAAACAGCCUAAACAGCUCUGCUAGGGCGAGUAAAAUGGUCAGAGUGAGCUGUUCUCUCAUUUGUGUCUGGAAGUAGCUAGCAAGCUAGCCAACAUUAGCCAGUUAGCUAGGGUGCUUGACUGCUGUUGUUAGGUCAGAACGCUCGGAUCAAUCCUACUCCUUGGCCAGAGCAUUGUGCGCUCUGAACGCUCCGAGAGCGAAACGCUCUGAAUUUACGAACGGACAAUCUGACAACGCUCUGAGUUUACGAAUGCCCAGAGCGCACUCUGGCACUCCAGAUUUGAAUUUACGAACACAUCCGUAGUAUAAACCAGCCUUUAGUCUUGAAAUCUUUAGUUGUUUAGUACAUGGCCUCACAUGUGACUCCUUAAAGAGAUGGGUGGGGCUAGGGCUUAAGAGGGUGUGAGCGAUGCUGAAUGGGCGUCGACAAAAGACGAGCUCUCCAGUAGGUGUACCAAAACAUUCAAGGGCCAUUUUCUCAAAAGUGAGUUUACAAGUUUAUCAACUUUCAAAGCAGAAUUACUUUGCCAUUGUUCCUCAACUGCAAUGUAUGAUAUACCAUUUUAUAGCUCAGUCACUACUUUUGUCCAAUAUAAAAAAAUAUAAAUAAAGUUUUGCUACAUAUAAGACUGAAUCGAGCCGGUCGGUCACAUAUUGUCUUGAAUGUGAUUUUCUGAAGAGGCUGAAAUUGAGCCCCCCAAAAAGUGUAUGGGUUAUAACGGGUUAGCUGAAGGCUCAAUCUGUAACCCAAUUGAGGGUUGUUCUGUCAGAUGUUGCCCUUGUGCUCAGGUCUUCCCCCUCUCUGUAUGAUCUGACUGUCAUAGUUUAUCAUGAUUUAAUAUAGAGAUGUAUCUGGGACAUGGUCAUGCUUAGUAGUGAUGGGUGGGGGAAACAUAGUUACACAUCGCGGGUAAAAAAAAUGUUUUACAGAACACGCUCAAUUUUGGUGGCCUCUGGUACAUUCUAAUGCCUUGAUUCCAUCCAAAAUACACAGCAAAGUUAUUUAAUACUUUAUCAAGGUUACCGCCCAGAUUGAUAAAAUGAGUUGUGGUAUUGUGUAGAAAGACAUGACGAUACAAUUUAAAUGUAAAAUAACAUUUUUAUUUACUGAAUAUUUAUGAAUUCAGUGUAUUGUUUGUUCUUUUGGAUAUCGUCUAGGCCUAGGUUUAUAUGAUCAGGACUAUUUUCUAAGUGGAGAACAUUAAACCUUUAACAUUAAACCUGUUUUGAGAUUAAAGUCUUAUUUGCAGUUUUACUGCAAGAUAUGAAUUGCCACAAUGUUUGUUCUUCAAAUUAUGUAUUUUGUUAAAUCAGAAAAAUUGAGGGCACAUUAUCUUGAAAAAUCAAUUAAAGGCGACAUUUAAAAAAUAAAAGGGUUAUAUCAGUCUUAAGUAUUAUAUCUUUCUGAUUUGACUGAAAUUAAUAAAGUAUCACUAUCAUAUUUAGACCAGAAUGAGGCUCUCUCGUCACUACCUAUUGUUGCACUUCAUUGAAUGUUUUCAUAAUGUAUCUGCAGAUAAUCGCCAAAAAGCCUACCAGUAAGCAAGUUAGGGAGCCAAAUGAACUGCUCUCACCGAUGCGAUUUGGUAGGCUACACUGACGAGUCACUCACUUUAGCAUCACUGUCUGCCAAGUCCCGACAUUUUAUAUCCUAGGAAAAUACAAAUGAGAUCUUUGGUUUACUUGUCCCAGUGGGAUACCAUGGACAUAUAACUACAUUGUAUGAUUUCUGAAUGGCAAAGGAAUAUACGGUAGUAGUUUGACUUUAUUCAGUCAGUUUGACACCUUAUAUAAACUAGUCAACACUUGCUGUUCGGUCGUCAAUGAAAGGGGGGUGGAAUGACAUGUCCUCUUAAAACUGCUUAUAACACAGAUUCUGUUUGAUAUUAAGAUGUUAACAACAACAAUGUGUUUUAUAGAUCUAUUUAGGAAAAGUCAAGGAAGGGAGGAACUUGAAUUUAAAAAAUGGCAGAGUAAUAAAAAAUGUACAUUUGUUUUGCGUCGUUAUGACGCUCUCGGCUUUUCUAGCGUUAACUUUUCUGACUAUGUUAAUCCUUAUCACAGAUUUUGAACGGUUCCACCUUUGAACUUUGGAUGUUUGUGGUUUAAUUCCCCCAGCCUAUCCAAUAAUGUUAUCUUUCCCAUUACGGAAAAGGUUGCUCCGGCUCCUUCGCUCCAAAGGAUGUUUCUACCCUUUAUCCACAAACAAACAAUCUAUUUUGUCAUCUCCAUGAGAAAAAGGCUUGCUUCUCUGUACUAAUUUAGAUGUUUAUUCUAUAGCUGCAAACCCCUUGCUUCUUUCUUUGCAGUCUUUAAUAUGCUGUUUAUUCCUAUAAACCUCUGCUCUAACUAACCAUGACAUUUAGAUGUUUAUUCCUAUUCUGUUACAGCCGUAACUGACCAUGACACUGUAAUGGUUGUUGUGCUUCUCAGAUUCCCUGACUUCUCUAUACUCCUUUAGAUGUCUAUUCCUAUACAGCCCUAACCCCUAAACCCCACUAACCAUGUCUAUAAUCUUUGUCUUUCCCAGACGUUUAUUUCUAUAAAGCCCUAACCAACCAUGAAUUAAACUCUGUGUGUCAUGGUUGUUGUGUUUCCCAGGUCCCCAGACUUCCGUGAUGAGGUGAAGAUCAAGCUGCCGGCCUCUCUGACUGACCACCACCACAUCCUGUUCACCUUCUACCAUGUUAGCUGCCAGCAGAAACAGAACACCCCCCUGGAGACCCCCGUGGGAUACACGGUAACUACUGUACAUAUACACGUGCACACGUGUGCGCGCAUAUGCACAAACAUUGCGCACAUGUGCACGGGCAUGUCACACACACGAGCACACAACACACAUGCCUUUUCAGGCCCUAAUCAUCUGUCUUUCUCUCCUUCCUCCUCUGUCUCCUCAGUGGAUUCCUAUGCUGCAGAAUGGUCGUUUGCGUACAGGAAACUUCUGUCUGCCUGUGUCUCUGGAGAAACCUCCUCAGUCCUACGCUGUCCUCCCCCCCGAUGUUUCUCUACCUGGGAUGAAAUGGGUGGAUAACCACAGAGGGGUUUUCAACGUUGAAGUGACAUCCAUUUCCACGGUCCACACACAGGUAUAGCCUAUCACAACCAACAUUUUCUGUUGCAAAAAUGUUUUGCUACAGUGUGCCUCAACUGAACAUGACCCAGGUCUUUCAAGCAAAGAAACCCCUACACUUUUCAUUCACUACCUAUAUACAUGUUUAGCGGUUACGAACCCCGUGGCUUUAAACGUCUAGGGUGGAUGGACAAGAGACCCGUAACAUAAUUCAUGCAAAUUAGAAUCGUGACAUGAAACAGUGAGAGCAAAAACUACACGACAACCAUAAACUACCGUCAAACAUAAAAGGUUUAUUUUUGAACACACGGUAAAGGUUUGGGAAAAAGGGCUGAGCAGGACCCAAGAAAUGAAACAAGUGUAAAAAAAAACUAAACUGAUCUUGCCUGCCUCAAGAACAGCUAAGCUACUGCUAAUCAUAAAAAAAUUACAGUGGGUGGUCCGCUCAGGUCUAACUAGUGUUUUUAGACAGUUUUCUUCCUACGGAUAAUGUAUGCCCAAGGGCAACUUGCUUAAAUUCCCCUUUUCCCAGAAACACACAACAAAGUUACCAAACAGAGUAACCAGCAAAUGAGUGAGUACACAAAACACCACACUAUCCAUACUCACAUACGGAAAAUAGUCUCUAACAAAGUUACCAAACAGAGUAACCAGCAAAUGAGUGAGUACACAAAACACCACAGUAUCCAUACUCACAUACGGAAAAUAGUCUCUCUCUACAAACACAACUGACUGGCUUUUAAACAAUGGGAUGUGUGAUUGAAAAACCAGAAACAGGUGGUGCAAUGCAGAGGAAUGUCCACUGAUUGGUCCACCUCAGCAAUCAGCAGACACUCCAACGACCACCAAUCAGGAACAUACAGGACACCUGUGAUUAGGGCAGAAGGAGAGGAAAAACACAAAAAGACACAGGAUAUCUGUAUCCGUAACACUCCCACCCUUAAAAGAGCAAACCACAAUGGUUUGCGACACACGUACCAUCACAACACCCAAAAUUCAAAGAUCAACAGCAUCCUGACGGGAUAACAAACACAAAUCUAGAUCUCUAAACACGAGACAAAGCAUCUGCCAACACAUUAUCCGACCCCUUUUUGUGGCGGAUCUCCAAAUUAUAAUUUUGCACUACAAGUGCCCAACGCAUAAGGCGUUGGUUCUGGUUGUACAUCCGGUGGAGAAAAACUAAGGGGUUAUGGUCAGUAUACACCAUCACUGGUAAUGCACUGGAACCAACAUAAGCUUCAAAGUACUGCAGAGCUAACAACAAAGCUAUAGCUUCUUGUUCAAUGGUGGAAUAGUUUGUCUGACAUUUGUUAAAUUUCCGUGAAAAAUAACAGACAGGAUGGUCCACUCCACUCUGGUCCUGCUGCAGUAGAACAGCACCAGCACCUCUGGCACUUGCAUCUACCUCCAGUUUAAACGGUCGUUCAAAAUCUGGCGCAGCAAGAACAGGAGUACUACAUAAGAGUGCUUUAGCAGUGUUGAAAGCAGUACGACAAUCUUCAAACCAUACAAAUUUUCUCGCCGGACUGAGCAAAUCCAUUAAUGGAGCAACUACCGCAGAUACAUUUUUACAGAAACUACGGUAGUAGCCAACCAUCCCUAAAAAACGGCGUAGCUCUCUUCUGGUAGUAGGUGCGGGAAAUGCAUUUAUAGCUGAGACCUUGGCAUCUACAGGGCGCACCUGACCAUGGCUGACCUGUUUACCGAGAUAAGUAACAGUGGCCUUCCCAAACUCGCACUUUGCUAAGUUCAGGGUUAGAGAAGCGGCUGCUAGACGUUCACACACUACCCUUAGAGUGUUAACAUGAUCAGACCACUCAGAUGAAUAAAUUACCAGAUCAUCAAGGUAAGCACUACAAUUAGGAACUCCAGCCAAUACUGUGUUAACCAGGCGUUGGAAAGUGGCUGGUGCGUUCCGCAUCCCAAAUGUCAUGACAGCAUACUGUAGGAAGUGAUCUGGGGUCACAAAAGCAGAGAUGUCGGAGGCACGUGAGGUUAACGGCACCUGCCAGUAACCUUUUAGAAGAUCUAGUUUGGUUACAUAAGUAGCAGCACCAACAGUAUCAAUACAGUCAUCCAGUCUGGGUAACGGGAACGAGUCGGGCACUGUGACAGCAUUUACCUUCUGACAGUCCGUACAUAACCUGGAUGUCCCAUCAGGUUUAGGAACCAGAAUGCAUGGAGAACUCCAAGGACUUGAACUUGGCAUAGCCAGGUUAUUCUCCAGCAAAUACCCGACCUCAUCCCUCAUUAUCUUUCUUUUAGAGACGUUGACACGAUAAGCAUGUUGCUUGAUAGGUGCAGCGUUUCCAACAUUAAUGUCAUGUUCUAACACAUUUGUGCAUGUAGGAACAUCAUUAAAAAGACAUGGAAAGCUGUGUAAUAGUCUCACAAUAUCAUCUGACUGUCCGUCCAUUAAAUGAAUCAGGCUUGACGGGAGAGACAGCAUCUCUGAAUUGGGCAAUCUAGCACACUGCUGCUGAGUAUUGCGCAAUUCCAAACCAUCUCCGUCCACAUCAUUAACAUGAUCUCCCACUACAGCCGUAGCAGCAAUAGAGACAGCCGACUCGGCCAGUUUCUCUGGACUGUCUCUGAGUGACGGGUCGGGUGUGGUAUGUCUUCAACAUGUUAAUGUUACACACACGAGAUUGGCGUUUUCUAUCAGGAGUCUGUAUCACGUAGUCAGUUUCACUUAGUUUCUUUUCAAUUACAUAAGGACCAGAGAAAUGUGCUGACAAUUACGCUCCUGGCACAGGCAACAAUACAAGAACUUGGUCACCUGGCUGCAGUGAACGAGAAACCGCCUGGUUGUCAUAGUGCCGUUUCAUCCGUCUCUGUGAGGAAGACAGCGUUUCCUUUGCUAGAGCACAGGCACCAUGUAGGCGCUCACGAAAGCGACUAAUGUAGUCCAACACAUUUUCUUUCACACACAACUCUUGUGAUAAAAACUGAUCCUUAAGGACUUUCAUAGGUCCUCUCAUGGUGUGUCCAAACACCAGUUCAGCUGGGCUGAACCCUAAGGAUUCCUGUACUGUCUCACGGACAGCAAACAAAACUAGAGGAACUCCCUCAUCCCAAUCCUUCUCAGAUUCCAAGCAAUAUUUACGGAGCAUAUACUUCAGUGUCUGAUGCCAACGUUCAAGCGCACCCUGAGACUCUUGGUGAUAUGCGCUUGACACACGGUGUGUAACUGACAAGGAUUUUAACACUUGUUUGAAAAGUUUAGAAAGGAAAUUCGUACCCUGAUCAGUUUGUACCACUUUAGGUAACCCAAAAGUUGAGAAGAAUUUGAUCAACGCUUUACUCACCACCGGAGCAGUAAUCCUUCGCAGAGGAAUGGCCUCUGGGUACCUGGUGGCCACCCACAUAAUCGUCAACAGAAACUGGUUACCAGAUUUUGUCUUAGGUAAUGGUCCAACACAAUCAACCAUCACAUGUUCGAAUGGUUCUGGUUCACCUAUGGCAGGUAUGGGACAAAGAGGCGCGGGAGGAAUAACCUGGUUCGGUUUUCCAGUUACUUCACAGGUGUGGCAAGUCCGACAGAACUGAGCCACAUCUUGUUUUUAAACCAGGCCAAAAGAAAUGUCGCAAAACCCGAUCAUAAGUCUUGGUGACUCCCAGAUGUCCGGACCACUGGUGAUCAUGAGCGAGGGAUAAAACAUUUUGUCGAAAGGCUGUAGGAAUCACUAUUUGGUAAACAGCAUUCCAAUCUCCGCCAGCGUCAACAUGGGAUGUCCAUUUACGCAUGAGGAGAUUACCAUCAAUGAAGUAUGCCAUGUUUUUCUUCUUUAGCUCCUCCUCUGAGACAACACUAGAAAAACAUUUAGCCAGGCUAAUGUCAACCUUCUGGUUAGCGAUCAGCUGCUCACGAGUGACUGGUAACUGUAUUGCCUCAGCAACAAGUUCCACAUCCUUCUUCCUUUCUCUGGGCUGUUGGUCAGACUGCACCAGCUUACCAGAGGUAGCACCCAAGCUAUCCUCUGGGUCACACUCUCUGAAUAGAAUCGUGUUCGACAAAUCUAUCACGUCACCCACUUGUCGAUGCUUGAGCACGUGUGACAGCACAAGCGGGGAACACAUCUGGAUAACCCUGUGCCAGCUCCUCGGAGAGAGACUGGUCACUGUUAUCCAAUACGGGUAUCACCUUUCCUCCGGCAAUAUCGUUGCCCAUUAUAAAUGUCACACCUUUUACUGGCAACAUAGGACGUACUCCAACUCUGAACAAUCCACUGACUAACUCAGUGUACGUUCAAUUCCUUGUACUAACACACUGGAACCACAAUAUGUAUUAUUGGACAAGGGCAACACAUCAGAUAGUAUGAACGACUGCGCCGCACAAGUAUCUCUGAGGAUUCUAACUGGACGCUGAGACGCUUCGUCAUCUGAUAUGGAAACAAACCCCUCAAAAAUGAACGGUUCAUAACUGUGAUCUGGGACUGGGACAGGGACUUUCAAACCACAUUCACUAUGAGGCCUUGGUCUUGAUUCCGGCCUUAAAAACCGUACGAAUCAGCCCAACACCCGUUGGCGGCCUGGCGUGCUGAGGCAUCCCCUGUUUACGUUUUAGCAGAAAGCAAUCAUUAACCAUAUGUCCCACCUUAUGACAAUAGAAACAGUGACGCACAUCUUUUGGGCGUGCUGGAUGUACUGCUGGUCGACUAGGACUAAAAGUUAGCAACUCUGCGGCCUUGCUCUCCGUACGAGCCGAAAACACGCUCUUAUGCGUCAACACACACUCGUCUGCCAAUACAGACGCUUCCGACAGUGAGGAUACUUUCUGUUCGUUCAGAUAAACUACAAUGCGUUCGGGUAAGCAAUUUUUUAACUCUUCUAACAAGAUUAACUCCUGUAGAGAGUUAAAAUCAGUUACCUUACUAGCACUGUGCCAUUUGUCAAGCAUAUUUCCUUUGUCUCUAGCAAACUCCACAUAAGUCUAAGUAGGAGACCUAAAUCUCUGUCGAUAUGCCUCAGGAACAAGCUCAUAGGCACGAAGAACAGUAGCUUUGACCACGUCAUAAUUCAAGCUGUCUUCAAGUGGUAGCGCUGACAGAACCUCUUGGGCUUUACCUGUUAAUUUACACUGAAGUAAAAGGCACCAUACCUCUUCGGGCCAUUUCAAUGCUACCGCUAUACGUUCAAAAACACUGAAAUAGGAAUCAACCUCUGACUCCCUAAACACAGGUACCAAGGUGAUCUGUCUACUAAUAUCAAAAGUAGCAGAUGCCACAGCUGGUGAGGAUGGCUCACUAGCAGGCAUAGUAUGAGCAGAGACUAACCUCGCUGUUUCUGCCGCCAUCUCCAUUUUACGCAUCUCCAGUUCCAUCUUACGCGUCUCCAGUUCUUGAUCAAGCCUACGCGUCGCCAACUUUUCUUGCCUGAUUUGUGCCCUCUCUUCCGCCUCCAUUUGGAGCCGUGUCAAGCGGACAUCCAUCCUGGCAUCACUGUCAGACAGUGGGGAGAGUGGGUCAAAACGGGGCAUUGUGGCUGGAGCCUUAGCCUCAGACACCGACGGGCUUACAGGAGCAGCAGCCACAUCCCCUACAGGAGCAGCAGACUCAGGCGGCGGUAACUCAAGCACUCGCUCGUUCAACAAUAUCUCUAACACUGUUUUCCUAACUUCUGCUUUCACUAAAACCCUUGAUAUGGGUACAGAAAAGUGGUCAGCCAAAGCCUGUAGAUCCACUCUACGGCAAUUCUCAAAAACCUCCCACGUAGGGUUUCCAAAAAGGCAUCCAACUCAAAAGUAGCCAUCUUAAACUAGCAACACGAGCCGACGAAUACUGAACACAAAACCAGUUAGUUACAGCUGCCAAGCUCAACACUGAAACAGACACUAACUAAUUUGCAUGAGUAGCAUGGGUAUCAAUGAGAAUUAACCCGGACGAACCCCCACAUUAUGUUAUGAACCCCGUGGCUUUAAACGUCUAGGGUGGAUGGACAAGAGACCCGUAACAUAAUUCAUGCAAAUUAGAAUCGUGACAUGAAACGGUGAGAACAAAAACUACACGACAACCAUAAACUACCGUCAAACAUAAAAGGUUUAUUUUUGAACACACAGUAAAGGUUUGGGAAAAAGGGCUGAGCAGGACCCAAGAAAUGAAACAAUAGUGUAAAAGAAAAACUAAACUGAUCUUGCCUGCCUCAAGAACCGCUAAGCUACUGCUAAUCAUACAAAAAUUACAGUGGGUGGUCCGCUCAGGUCUAACUAGUGUUUUUAGACAGUUUUCUUCCUACGGGUAAUGUAUGCCCAAGGGCAACUUGCUUAAAUUCCCCUUUUCCCAGAAACACACAACAAAGUUACCAAACAGAGUAACCAGCAAAUGAGUGAGUACACAAAACACAGGACACCACAGUAUCCAUACUCACAUACGGAAAAUAGUCUCUCUCUACAAACACAACUGACUGGCUUUUAAACAAUGGGAUGUGUGAUUGAAAAACCAGAAACAGGUGGUGCAAUGCAGAGGAAUGUCCACUGAUUGGUCCACUUCAGCAAUCAGCAGAAACCCCAACGACCACCAAUCAGGAACAUACAGGACACCUGUGAUUAGGGCAGAAGGAGAGGAAAAACACAAAAAGACACAGGAUACCUGUAUCCGUAACAUUAGCGUAUAUCUGUGUCAGACUCCGAGACAGAUAGAUAGACCAAAUACCGCAGCUUGGAUAGUGGAGGGAGGAGUGGUGAGCGUAACGUGUCCCUCCCUCAGUUCAUUACUGGUUGAACUUCACUGGUGUUAUUUAGUGCAGCCCACUCCAUCUCUCUGUCCUGUUGGCUGUCGUGUGGAGGGGAGAGGGAGAGUGUUUCCCAGGACCUUAGCCUGGUGGUAAUGUGAUCAUAAAUCACUGGGUCUGGGUACCUAUAGCUCUGCUCACUGCAUUACCCUACUGUAGACUGUAGCUCUAACCUCAGAGCACACAGUUCAAGCACUUCUAUUGUGCAGUGGAGUCUCACAUUUUCCUUUGAUCAAAGCCAGGUUUUCUUUGUUACUGACUUCUCUCUCUCUCUUUCUUUCCCUCCCUCCCUCCUUCUAUCCCUCUCUCCAUCAGGACCAGUACCUGGAUAAGUUCUUUGCAAUGGUCCAUGCCCUGGACCACAUGUUCCCUGUGCGGAUAGGAGACACGCGCAUCAUGGAGAACAACCUGGAGGCGGAGUUAAAGUCCAGCAUCGCCGCGCUAAACUCCUCCCAGCUGGAGCCCAUGGUCCGCUUCCUCCACCUCCUAUUGGAUAAGCUGGUGCUGCUGGUGGUGCGGCCGCCCGUCAUAUCAGGACAGAUAGGUACCACAUCCAGCCUCAUAGGAACUGUAGCCUUUCAAUGACUUCAUUUAAAUAAUUGUAUUCCAAAUGAAUAAUAAUAGGAAGAUAAUAAAUGAUAUUCAAAUAUUCAAAGUACCCAUAUUUUAAGAACAAACCUGUGCCUUUUGAACUUUUGUGCUGCCACUGAACUGGCACUGAAUUAAACGACUGUAAUAUCUGGUCCUAAAUGUGUUGUCUUGUGUGCGUGUCUGUGUGUGUAGUGAACAUGGGCCAGGCGUCGUUCGAGGUGAUGGCGUCCAUAGUGAACCGGCUCCAUAAGUACUUGGACACUAGUCAGGACAUGCACGGCAGAAACAGCCUGCUCUCCUCCUACGUAUACUACGUAUUCCGCCUGCCCAACACGGACCCCAACUCCCCCUCAUCAGGUACCUCAGCUUUUUCUUUUUGUUUUACCCCAGUUUUGGCUUGUAUUCAAUGAUAUUAAACUCUAUUAAACUGUAAGAGCCAUUACAUUUAUUGUGGAGCAAUAACUACUUUUUUUUUUUUCAUGUGUGUGUGUGUCUUAGGUCCAGGUCUGGGUGGUUCAGUCCACUAUGCCACAAUGGCCAGGUCCGCCCAGCGACCUGCCAGCCUAAAUCUCAACCGCUCCCGUAGCCUUAGCAACAGUAACCCUGAUAUCUCUGGCACACCCACCUCCCCUGACGAUGAGGUCCGAUCCAUCAUCGGUAGUAAGGUAGGAGACACGCCACAGACCAGACAUGGCUUACGUUAUGUUUCUCAGUACUUUUGGGGUACAGUCAGUCCACUAUGCAUCAAUGGUGCAGUGUUUUCCAUUAGCGCCGGCCGUCGGCUAAUCAGACGGUUACAGACUCAUUUUCAGCCGGCUACCUUUUCCACUUCAUAUUAACUAGGCUACUUUUCAUUUAAACGUUUCAAUUUGCUAGUCUGUCGCUCCCUCUCCCGCUAGAAUGAAUGAUAUGCAUCUUCUAGCCAUCUAUUUGUUGACGCCGCCGCCGUGCUGAAGUUUGCAGGUCUGUGAGUGAGUAUCGUUGCGUUAGUCAGUGUAGCCUACCGAAUCGCAUCGGUGACAGAGACGUUCACUUGGCUCCCUAAUUUGCAUAGGCUACUGGUAGGCUUUUUGGCAAUUAUCUGUGAAUAUAUGAUGAAAACAUUAGAUGAAGAUGGUGAAUCAUCACUGCAGGGACAAUAGGUAGUGGAGAGGCUCAUUCUGCUCCCAAUAUGAUCAUUAGGGUACUCACUGAAUCCAGGCAUUGAAACGGAAUUCAACCAUAUAAAAAAAUGUAUUUAAUCAACUAAAUGUAUAGAAAAUGUAGACAUUUUCCCAAGUUUAUUAUAAGUCAUGAACAGAAUGCAUCAUUGGUUCAUAUUUCUUGCAACUUUCUGAAGAGGCAAUGAGAUUUUCCCGUCUCUACCGCUACAAAAACACUGCUAACCAACAGCCUCUUGCUAUAUGCGCACUUGAAUUAAGGGUAACUACACCCAAAGAUUAAAAUUUCUCAGAUUUUUCAGAGACAUCAAAAGUGGUCUCCUGAUGUGGUUUAAGCAUUGUUGUGGACAUAAAACAUGAAAUGUGUUGUUUUUCUAUUAAAAAAGUGUGAUUUUUGAGAGUGGAAACCUGGAAAAACAAAACGGAAUCAGGCAUAUUUAAUGGAGUUUGUAGGGCCCUACCCAAGAUGGCGCCGACCAACAUGGCAGCUUUUCUUUGUAAUAUUAUUUUUCAGUCAGUUAAGAACAAUUUCGUAUUUACAAUGACGGCCUACCGCAAGGCAAAAGGCCUCCUGCGGGGACGGGGAUUUAAAAAAAAUAUAUAGGACAAAACGCAUCACAACAAGAGCGACACCUCAACACCACAUAAAGAGAGACCUAAGACAACACAGCAUGGCAGCAACACAUGACAACACAGCAUGGUAGCAACACCACAUGACAACAACAUGGUAGCAACACAACAUGGUAGCAGCACAAAACAUGGUACAAACAUUAUUGGGCACAGACAACAGCACAAAGGCAAGAAGGUAGAGACAACAAUACAUCACGCGAAGCAGCCACAACUGUCAGUAAGAGUGUCCAUGAGGGUUACUCAACCCUGCACCUUAGAGGCUGCUGCCCUAUAUAUAUAGACAUGGACUCACUGGCCACUUUAAUAAUGGAACACUAGUCACUUUAAUAAUGUUUACAUACUGCUUUACUCAUCUCAUAUGUACAGUGCCUUCGGAAAGUAUUCAGACCCCUUGACUUUUUCCACAUUUUGUUACGUUACAGCCUUAUUCUAAAAUGUAUUAAAUAAAUAAAAAUACUCAGCAAUCUACAAACAAUACCCCAUUAUAACAAAGCAAAAACAGGGUUUUUAGAAAUUUUAGCAAAUUUGUAUUUGCGUAAGUAUUCAGACCCUUUGCUAUGAGACUCGAAAUUGAGCUCAGGUACAGUGGGGAAAAAAAGUAUUUAGUCAGCCACCAAUUGUGCAAGUUCUCCCACUUAAAAAGACGAGAGAGGCCUGUAAUUUUCAUCAUAGGUACACGUCAACUAUGACAGACAAAUUGAGAAAAAAAAAUCCAGAAAAUCACAUUGUAGGAUUUUUAAUUAAUUUAUUUGCAAAUUAUGGUGGAAAAUAAGUAUUUGGUCACCUACAAACAAGCAAGAUUUCUGGCUCUCACAGACCUGUAACUUCUUCUUUAAGAGGCUCCUCUGUCCUCCCCUCGUUACCUGUAUUAAUGGCACCUGUUUGAACUUGUUAUCAGUAUAAAAUACACCUGUCCACAACCUCACAGUCACACUCCAAACUCCACUAUGGCCAAGACCAAAGCUGUCAAAGGACACCAGAAACAAAAUUGUAGACCUGCACCAGGCUGGGAAGACUGAAUCUGCAAUAGGUAAGCAGCUUGGUUUGAAGAAAUCAACUGUGGGAGCAAUUAUUAGGAAAUGGAAGACAUACAACACCACUGAUAAUCUCCCUCGAUCUGGGGCUCCACGCAAGAUCUCACCCCGUGGGGUCAAAAUGAUCACAAGAACGGUGAGCAAAAAAUCCUGCUGUGUCCCCCUGCUUAAGCCAGUACAUGUCCAGGCCCGUCUGAAGUUUGUUAGAGUGCAUUUGGAUGAUCCAGAAGAGGAUUGGGAGAAUGUCAUAUGGUCAGAUGAAACCAAAAUAGAACUUUUUGGUAAAAACUCAACUCGUCGUGUUUGGAGGACAAAGAAUGCUGAGUUGCAUCCAAAGAACACCAUACCUACUGUGAAGCAUGGGGGUGGAAACAUCAUGCUUUGGGGCUGUUUUUCUGCAAAGGGACCAGGACGACUGAUCCGUGUAAAGGAAAGAAUGAAUGGGGCCAUGUAUCGUGAGAUUUUGAGUGAAAACCUCCUUCCAUCAGCAAGGGCAUUGAGGAUGAAACGUGGCUGGGUCUUUCAGCAUGACAAUGAUCCCAAACACACCGCCCGGGCAACGAAGGAGUGGCUUCGUAAGAAGCAUUUCAAGGUCCUGGAGUGGCCUAGCCAGUCUCCAGAUCUCAACCCCAUAGAAAAUCUUUGGAGGGAGUUGAAAAUCCGUGUUGCCCAGCGACAGCCCCAAAACAUCACUGCUCUAGAGGAGAUCUGCAUGGAGGAAUGGGCCAAAAUACCAGCAACAGUGUGUGAAAACCUUGUCAAGACUUACAGAAAACGUUUGACCUGUGUCAUUGCCAACAAAGGGUAUAUAACAAAGUAUUGAGAAACUUUUGUUAUUGACCAAAUACUUAUUUUCCACCAUAAUUUGCAAAUAAAUUCAUAAAAAAUCCUACAAUGUGAUUUUCUGGAAUUUCUUUUCUCAUUUUGUCUGUCAUAGUUGACGUGUACCUAUGAUGAAAAUUACAGGCCUCUCUCAUCUUUUUAAGUGGGAGAACUUGCACAAUUGGUGGCUGACUAAAUACUUUUUUUCCCCACUGUACAUCCUGUUUCCAUUGAUCAUCCUUGAUGUUUCUACAAGUUGAUUUUAGUCCACCUGUGGUAAAUUCAAUUGAUUGGACAUGAUUUGGAAAGGCACACACCUGUCUAAGGUCCCACAGUUGACUGUGCAUGUCAGAGCAAAAACCAAGCCAUGAGGUCGAAGGAAUUGUCCGUAGAGCUCCGAGACAGGAUUGUGUCAAAGGCACAGAUCUGGGGAAGGGUACCAAAACAUUUCUUGGCCUGAAUGGCAAGCGUCACGUCUGGAGGAAACCUGGCACCAUCCCUACGGUGAAGCAUGGUGGUGGCAGCAUCAUGCUGUGGGGAUGUUUUUCAGCAGCAGGGACUGGGAGACUAGUCAGGAUCGAGGGAAAGCUGAACGGAGCAAAAUGUGGGGUCUGAAUACUUUACGAAUGCACUGUAUCAGACCGUAUGACACACAUGUAUUACUGCUCUAAUUACAUUGGUAACCAGUUUAUAAUAGCAGUAAGGCUUCUCGGGGGGUUUGUGGUAUAUGGCCAAUAUACCACGGCUAAGGGCUGUAUCCAGGCACUCCGCGUUGCGUCGUGCGUAAGAACAGCCCUUAGCCGUGGUAUAUCACACCCACUCUGGCAUUGCUUAAUCAUAUAAUAAUCGUACACUGAAGCACUUUUUUUUUUAAACCUCAUUGCCAUGGAUUCACUGACUUCAUAGAGGAUUAGAUUGAAAAGCCCCACUAUUUCUGCCUCCACAUAAGCUGUCACUGUACCACUGUAUCACUUGACUGUACACUAUGAACCUGAGAGCAGCAUUUCUCAACUGUGUGACUUGUCAACCCUAUAGCUGAUGGACAAACAUCAGCAGGAACACCUUAUCUCUGUAACCCCUGUAUCACCAACCUGACACACAGCAGGGAGAGGGCAACCUCAGCAUAGCAAAGUAUACAGUAGGACACUUUUAGGAAAGUGAAACAAUCUUCACGGCUCUGUUAGUAGAGGAAUUUCCAGGGGUAGCGGAGUGUAUUACAGAGACACUUCGUAAAUUAGUUAAUAACGUGGACUCGUUGCUCUAAUGCAGCCAUAUAAUCGUACAAUGAUUUGGUACUUUGAUCAAAUUACUUAGUUUGACCCCAAAAGUACUUGAAAGAUGAGUGAGUGAUGAACACUCCUUCUCUGUUUUUCUGAAGUCUGGUCUAACGUGAUGCUAGUGAUGGAUGCUGCCCCCAUAGAAAUAGAAUAGCCAGCCAUGAUGGCACAUCAACUUGAAUGGGGAUUCCUGUUCUACGUAUCCUAGUAAUUCUAGUUCUGUAGCUUCCCCUGUGUGAUGAAUGAUACCUACAGUAUAAUGCUACUAAACUAAACCUGUAUUCUUGUUUCUGAACCAAUGGAGGGCUGCAGAUUGUCAUGAUGGGAUAUGCGAUCUAAUCUGUUCAUGCAUUGCUGUUUUCAUGAAUCAGGGGUUUCUAAUUAAAUUAUUUCUGAUCUUUAACUAGCUAACUUUAUUAUUCCCCCUUGCUGCUUACGAUUCAAUCAUCUUAACCUUUAACCUCUAUGCUGUUCCCUCCUCCCCUGUGCUGCUCCGUCCGCUCGUUGCUGCCUUGAUCUUGCCUGCCCUUUGACCUGGGACCCUUGACCUCUCAGGGCCUAGACCGCUCCAACUCCUGGGUGCACACCAUGGGGUGUAAGAGCACCCCCUGGAGAUCCAGCCCCGGCUCUGCCUCUGACACUAACUCAAUGCAGGUGCUUCAACAAUAACAACUCCCUUCCUCUCCCCCCUAAAAAAUACGUCACCGUCACUCCCUACCCUUCUUAACCCGCACCUCAUCCACCCAUCAUCUACACGCUCCACCAGACAGGAAGUCAAAGCUGCCUCUAUGAACCUUAAACCGCCAUCUUUAGUUCUUUCACUUCUUGUCGUCCUUUCAGUUUUUACACAACACCUUUCUCUCUCCAGUUGGGCUGGAGAAGUAACAUCUAUGCCCAUUCUGAAGUCGUGGUGUUGUCACUAAUCUCUUAAAGUCAUGUCAAACAAGUGCAGACGGAUUUCUCACCACACUUCUUAUACCCCCAGUGCAGGAGAGGUGUUGCACAUACAUUGCAGUCAACUUCCAGCCAAGAACCUCUAGCCAAGACCCACGUGACUCAGUUUGUGGCAUUUUCCUUUUCUCAUACUUGAAAUCUAUACUAUUUUUAUUGGCGGUCCAGAGGCUAUCACCACGUGAUCUUCAUUUCCCCAAUAUUCAUUUUAAUUAGCUUUCCUCAUCCUCUCAUUCCCAGUCCUGUUUCAUUUUCACCAUGGUCAUUUGAACCCAUGCAUGACCUACUACUAAUCUUAUUCACCGUGUGGGAUGGGCAUGAUGUGGAAUACUGCUGCAUGUGGUGGUGUGCUGGGUGGGUUUGGGAGGGAGUGCGAGUGUGUAUGUGGUUGUCUUUGUAUUUUUUUUGUCUUUGUGUUGUGACUGUGGUUGUCGUCAUUGGUUGUCGUGAAGGGUAUUUUUUUGUGGCUCUAGUCAUGUCCAAAGAUUCAGUAAAAUAAAUAUAUGGGUUAACAGAGGUAAGUUAUACCCACAGGUUAACCCAUAUUUGGGGUGUUUGUUGUCAUUUUUCCCCCGCAGUUGAUACGGUGCACAAACUGCAUAUCUAGGGGAAGUUUUUCCAUUUGUGUAAAAUGUAUGUAAGAAAUAUAAAUAUGAAGUAUCUCACACACUGCACUUCUAUAUUGGUACUGUGUUUUUCGUAUACUGUCGUUUUAGAUUAUAUGACGUUUUGUGUAUUUGUGUGAUUGUUUGUGUUCAUGUUUGUUCAUUGUGUGUGACCGAGUAUAUGACUGUGUGUGUAAGCUUCUGAGUGUGUGAAAGUGAGAGAGGGAUUCUGCUGCAGACACAUCUCCUUGGGUUGAGAAGAUGCUACAGCUAUACCCGUUGCCUCUCACUAACCUGUUGUUGUCACCGUCCCAUCCAUCCCACCCAUAGGCCAUGGAGCGCUGUGGCAACCGCAUGUCUUCGCACGCUGAGAGCGCCAGUUUCUUGCAAACUUUAACAGGACGGUUACCCACCAAAAAGGUACCUACCGCUGUCUACACCGGGGGAGGAGCCAUACAGAGCCCCCUCACCUUAUUCGUCUGUCUCUGGAUGUGUGCCUCUUGAUUGGAUGGUGUGUUUGGUGGUUGUGGUCUUUUUGGAUGUAGAGCAGGGAUGGGCAACUUUGUUGCGGGUGGGGGCCACAAAAAAUCUUGACGACUCAUGAGGGGCCGCAGUGGCUUGCGGGUCUGCAUACCCACAUCCAUACCCACACAUUUGUGGACCCCAGGAAGAGUAGCUGCUGCUUCUGCAAAAGGUAAUGGGGAUCCUAAUAAACAUGCAGUCAGAGCCGGCCCUAGCCUUUUGGGGGCCCUAAGUGACAUUUUGUUUGGGGGGGGGGGGGGGGGGGUCCCCCCAUCUUGCGAGCAAAACAGUUUAGGUUACGUUUUAGAGUUAAUUUCCUGCAAUUCUACACAUUUUGCCAUGUGGCAGUUUUAAAGCACGUUUGCUGUAAUUCUACACAUUUUGUCAUGGGGCAGAGAGAAGAUAUAGUUAUUUUAUGCACUUUUACUCAUUUUUCAUGGAGCAGAGAUAUAAAUUAGCAGAUUUACAGCUAAUUUCCUGCAAUUCUACACAUUUGUGGAGAGAAUUGUUUGCAGUUUUUAAUGGUAUCUGACUAACAAACUCCAUAGGGGCACCCUGGUCGGUAAUUAGACUAUGAUUACUACAGGUUUAGAUAGCUGGCGAGACUAACUUACCGAUCAAACAUUUUUUCGCUGACAUGGGCUAAUUGAGUGACUGUCAGUGACUGAAAUAACAAGUGAAAAACUGCUGAUGCACAACCAAAUUUUGAAAUUGCACCUUGUGUUUUCUACUAUUCUAACUCUAAACAGUAAGUCGAGACCCCAACUGAGUUACCCCGGCCAAAAAAUUAUCCACGGGCCACCAGUUGCCCAUCCCUGAUGUAGAGUGUAGAUGUCCUCUUGGCUGUGAUUGAAUUGUGAUGUUGACAGUAUUGUACAGGAAUGGUGUGUUUGUGUGGAGCGAACCACUAACUGUAGCACUUUGACCCUUGUUCAGGGAAACGGCACACUCUUGAUAUUUAUAUCUUAAUGAAGCCUCCUUUUUCAGUGUUACCACCAGACACAGGCGCACCAAGUGGAUUAUUUCGUUUUUUUUGGAGCAAAUAUUACAUAUAUUACAUGACUAAGAUAAGAUCAAACUAUUAUUAAGGGCAGGUUGACCCAGGUCUGAUGUACUGUGCUAUGUGUGUCUAACUGUCUGGUCCGUGUGUCUCCAUCUCUCUGUCUCAGUUGUUCCACGAGGAGCUGGCCCUACAGUGGGUGGUGAGCAGUGGCAUCGUCAGGGAGGGAGCUAUACAACAGGCCUGGUUCUUCUUCGAGCUCAUGGUAAGACAAGACGACACACAGCUGCAUCUCUGGAGCCUUUUUCACACUAGUAAGCUGUGCCGACCUGUACUGCUCUGGCCUGGUUGCGUAUCCACCAUAAUUGGUGGAAACAUGUUGGAAAUGACAGAGUGAAAAUAAAAUAUCUAAGCAAAGUCAGUAUGGUUCCGGUUGGCACGAUAGUGUCACAAGGCUACACUAUUGUGCUUUUCAUCCUGGCCCUGUGUCUAUGGUUCCCUCUAGUUGGCCAAGCUGCAAAGUCAAAAUUGGCUUUAUCAGAAAUUUGCCUUUUGGUCUUAAUUUAAGGUUAGGCAUAAGGUUAGCAUUGUGGUUAGGGUUAAGCUCAGGGUUAGGUUUAAAAUCUGAUUUUAAGAAGAUAAAUUGUACUACGUGGGGCUUGGCCAGAUAUUACCAACCCAUAACUACCACUAUGUGUUGGGCCCAUAGACUUAGAUAGACACUAUCUGUCCCAUUAUGGCGUCUGUGAGAGCAUGGGCAGCGCCAUUGAGGCCAUCUCCAUUUUGAAGUGGUCCAUUUUCUUCUUCUACUACUUCUAUGAGUUGGUAAACAAACUGAAAGGGUGCAUACUGCCACCUGUAGUGUGUUGUUUGAACAGGUAUAAAGCCAAGGUUGGUGAUUUUAGUGCCACCUGCAGUUAUGGAAUGUUUACUCACGAGUAUAAUUCAUUGGCUGAUCCCUCUUGAUGACCUGGAUGGGAAUAUGUGAUUCUUCCUUAACCCAGUUACUACUUAAAAAUGGUGAAAAUCCUCAAUGGCGCUGUCCAUGCUAAAACAAGGUUUUGGGCCCAAGAGUCCUCUAUAAUCCGCUAUGGUUGGGCCCUGUCUCACCUUGAUGACCUCAUUCCUCAGGUGAAGAGCAUCAUCCACCACCUGUACUUCACCGACCGGCUAGAGUCGCCCAGAAAGAACCGUUUCCCUGAGCGCUUCAUGGAUGACAUCACAGCCCUGGUUAGCACCAUCGCUGGGGACAUUGUCUCACGCGUUCAGAAGGUAGGAGUGAAAAUCAGAAUAAACUUUGUCACCAGCAUAGGACACACGGGGACAAUACAGAUCAGGCUUACAUCAACACAGCAGUUUCUAAUGCCACGAAUCACACAGAUACUCCAAAUAAAGGGAAUGGUCUGAAUGGACCUUUUCUGGUUCGAAGUAAAUCCGAUCGAGCAGUGUUCUCGAGACUCUACCCUGACCUCUGACCCUGUGUUUCUGUCCAAUCAGGACCUUGAGUUGGUGGAGCGUCUGAACACCAGCCUGGCCUUCUUCCUGAAUGACCUGCUGUCUGUCAUGGACCGAGGCUUCGCCUUCUCCCUCAUCAAGACAUACUGGAAACAGGUACUGGAAGAGGGAAGCACCCCAACAUCACCUUAAUGACAACAUCCUUGCAGAAUCUGCUUUCAUUCAAAAAGGCUUGGUGAUAUAACCACUAUGAUGGAGUGACUUUGUGCACAGGAUUUUAGAAGUAACAGUACAGUAGCUAUCCUGCCAAUUACACUAUUGGAUAUCACUUCCCUGACUUGGAGUAAAGGGCCUCAACAGUGCUUCUCCAUCAAACCCUGUUUUGGGCAGUUUUCUGGACAUCAUUCCAUGCCUCUCCCCAGGUGUCCGCUAAGCAGUACAUGCUGCAGAACCCAACUCUGGAGUCCCUGAGACUGGACUUCCUGAGGAUCGUCUGCAGCCACGAGCACUACGUCACAAUUAACCUGCCCUGCAGCCUCCUCACGCCCCCCGCCUCGCCUUCACCCAGCGUGUCAUCCGCAACCUCACAGGUCAGCUAUACACAGUACACACACACACUGGACACACACACACACACACACACACACACACACACACACACACGUCCUGGAGGAGUAAGAGGUGUGUGGACAAUGUCUCUAAAUCAUCCCCUGCUUCUGUUUCUCACUCUCUCCAUACUUCUCUCCAUCUCCACAGAGUUCUAGCUUCUCUACCCAUGCCCAGGACCAGAAGAUAGCCAACAUGUUUGAGCUGUCUGUCCCCUUCAGAGAGCAGCACUACCUGGCUGGACUGGUGCUGGCUGAACUGGCUGUCAUCCUGGACCCGGAGGCCGAAGCGUCAGUAUUAGUACACUGUGUUUACUGUUUGUGUGUAUGAGAGGGAGACCGAGAGGUUAUGUCAUUUGCCUCCUUUGUCGCUCGCUGUGAUUCUCGAAGGCAGACUCCUAGGUGGUCAGUACAUUGUGUUAAUGUAUGUGAGGGUUACUGUGGUCACGUGGACCUCAUGUUUCUCUCGGUCGUUCUGUGCUUCCUGAAGGUCUAGCGGGAUACUGUGUGUGUGCUAUUGAGAAGGGUUCUCUCCUCUUCACCUAUACUAUGUGUCUUUCUUUGUCGACCCUCUCAAGGCUAAGGGGCAGUACAUUGUGUGACUGUUAUUGAGCGGGGUUAUUGUUCAUGUGACGUAUACAAUGAGUGUACAAAACAUUAAGAACACCUUCCUAAUAUUGAGGUGCACCCCACCCUUUGCCCGCAGAACAGCUUCAUUCAUCGGGGCAUGGACUCUACAAGGUGUCGAAAGCGUUCCACAGGGAUGCUGGUCCAUGUUGACUCCAAUGCUUCCCACAGUUGUGCCAUGUUGGCUGGAUGUCCUUUGGGUGGUGGGUCGUUCUUGAUACACACGGGAAACACCCAGCAGCGUUGCAGUUCUUGACACAAACCGGUGCGCCUGGCACCUACUACCAUACCCCGUUCAAAGGCACUUAAGUAUUUUGUCUUGCCCAGUCACCCUCUGAAUGGCACACUACACAAUCUGUCUCAAUUUUCAAAAAAUCCUUCUUUAACCUGUCUCCUCCCCUUCAUCUACACUGAUUGAUUGAAGUGGAUUUAACAAAUGACAUCAAUAAGGGAUCAUAGCAUUCACCUGGUCAAUCUGUCAUGGAAGGAGCAGGUGUUCAAUGUUUUGUACACUCAGUGUACGUCUUUCUCGACCCUGAAACUUAGCGGUCAGUGUUAUCUUCUGUCUUUGUGUAGAUAAAUACAUCGGUGCACUCUGGCAGUUUACAGUAAAGAAUAAACAUAAUUAAAAUGAACACAUUUAUUUAAAAAAAAACAUUACAAUGUGAACAUCUGCCCCAUAUAGUUUCCAUUUAAAAGGCCAACUAAUGAUUGUAUUGGACUUUUUCUGUAGCGUUCAGUGUUGCAUCUGAUCUCCUGUAGUUGCCCUUCCUGCCUUGUCCUUACUCCGGGUAGCUGGUCACUUGAGGUGGCAGCCAGCUGGAGAAUUUGUUUGAACUCUGCGGCUUGAGAGCACAUUUCAGACACCGCUCCUCUCGUCUCUGCUGCAAUGGUUGCAUCCGUAGGGUUUGGCAGGCCACUGAGUAUGUUGCGUAGCCAGAACCUAGAAUGAUCUUGAGGGCCCUCCUCUGGACUCUCUCUAAGGCCUGGUGUUGUUUUUCAGUGAGGUUGAAAUGCCACACAGAAACAGCCUACUCCACCACAGCAGUUUUCCUCUGGAAAAAUGUGUAGCAGUGGAGGAAAAAGGUUGGAGGGGGGUCCCUGAAAAUAAAAUGAUGAUGACACCAUAUUGGUAAAAUUAUUUGUUUAAAUUAUUUUAGCAUAUUGGACCAUGCAUAUAGCCUAUGCAUGGUCCGUAUUAUCAGGUAUGCUAUUAGCAGUAAGCAUUAUCACCUGUAGCCCGACUGAUGCAGCAUAGUGGCUAUAAAUAGGCUGACGCAUGGGGUUUCCUAUCUGCAUUUACCCUACUGAGCUUAUCAUUAGCUAGAUCCUAAAUGUGAUAUUUUAACAAGUUAGCAUCCUAUUGAUGAAUGUUAUUUCCCAGAAAACAUGCAUAAGCACAGUGAAUAUAAUGUAGUCCUACCUGUUAGGGUAACUUGGGGUAAACCGCCACCUGGGGUAACACUGCGUGUACUUCUUACAGAAACCACCAUGUCACCCUGGUUACCAUUACUCUUGCUCAACUGUCAUCUCUCAUCACAAUUUUUUUUUAAGUCACUCCAACAAAAAUAUGUUGAGGUAGGGUGGCAUUCUACCCCAAGUUACCCUACAAUUGACCCGUGUUACAUUUAGCCCCACUCACCCCUAUGCGAAUUGCAGCGGUAAUGUGCUUAACCAUGGUGCUGCUAAAAACUCUGGGUUUAGAAAGGCGUUGAGAAAUAAAGUAGGAAUGGAAAGCUGGGAUCCUCCUCCUUUUUAACAAAGGCCAUCAAAAUGGCUGUUUUCCCCACGAUUGCAAGAUUUGUGCAUUGACUAGAAUGCAUGUUUCCCUCCCUAUGGUAACUUGAAUGCGCCUCGAAUAAUAUUUAUCUUGCAUAGAACCCACAACAACAAGCCGACUAGGUAACUAGAUAAACUAUUGUAGUAUGGGUUUGUCUGGUCUAUUCAUUACUCGUUUUGUUUGCAGAGGAAAAGUAAAUGUGGACUGUUCUAGCGUCUUCAAAGUGUCCCUCAGCAGCAAUAUCUUUUCAUGUUCCAUAUUUUUUGGGCGUGGCACCAAUGAUUUUGACACGGCGCAGUGCCACAUAAAUGGCUGCAACGGAAACAGUGCACCACAGGAGAUAUACGUCUCAUAGACAGUUUUCAGGUCUUGUAUUGGAGUGUGAAACCUCCUCAGCCUUUUUAGGAUGAACAUUCUCUGGCUUUUUUGGUCGAUGCAUGUCCCAUCGAAGAUCUGCCUGUACCCACAAGCCUAGGAGCUUGGUGGCUGGAACACAUUAAGCACCUUGCAUUCGCUGGGAUUCAAUUUCAUAUUGUUAGCCUUUGUCCUGUCAGUUUGUAUUGAGCUUGGCUCUUGGGUUCUCCUGACCUCCAGCAUGUUCAGAUCAUCUCCAAACGUCCACCUUUCUCCUCUUGCUGUCAGAGAGGUGUCGUUUAUCUUAGCAAGGAAGAAUUGUCCCCUGUGGCAGGCUUCAGGACAAACUCUCCCACUCUGUAAGGGUAGUUUGAUACCUCACGCUGUCUUGACAAUUGUAGAAAAUUAGCGUAUGCUAGAAACACUAUAAUACAAUGCAUCGGGAAAUUGUUUAGUCAAUGUGUUUGUACUUGUCCCUAUCCAAAUAAACCUCUGUCUUCCUCCCUCCCUCCCUAUCCUAUAGGAUGUUUGGCUUACAUAAGAAGGUGAUCAGUGUGGUCCAUAACCUGCUGUCCAGCCAUGACUCCGACCCCCGCUACAAUGACCCUGAGGUCAAGGCCCGUGUCGCCAUCCUCUACCUGCCACUCAUCGGCAUCGUCAUGGAAACGUUGCCCCAGCUGCACGACUUCACAGGUAGGUCUGAAUUCUACAUUUAGCCUUCCAUGUCCCAAACGUUCAGGGGUAUUCUGAGUCGGUAGAUAUGUGGAGUUGAUCCAUACUUGAAUAGCAGUGUGGUUAGAUAAAAGGGCUAUGAGGUGGCUUUAGAAAUCUGUGGGCGUCCCACUGGUUUUGGUGCUGCUCAGGAAAAGCACAUUAAACAAUGUCUGCAACUCUGAUGUGCUAGUCCCGACAGAUUUUGUUUUGUGCUUGUUGAUCCUGAUUGGUUUCUCUCCUCUCCCCCCCCUCUCUUUUCUGUAGAGUCCCAUAACCAGUGGGGCCGCCCUGGGGGAGCUCAGGGGUCCGCAGGUGGGGCCGUGGGGGACGAGUCUGUAGAGGACGGCAGCAGCAUGAUCAGUCAGACCGUUGCCAUGGCGAUAGCGGGGACCUCAACUCCGGUGUCCCGUCCCGGCAGCGUCCUGCUCAACCCACAGGUAACUACACUUCCUGUUUCUCUCUCUCUCUCCUCUCUCUCUCUCUCUCUCUCUCUCUCUCUCUCUCUCUCUAUCCCUUCCUCUCUUUGUCCUACCUUUCUCCCUCUGUCUUUUCUUCCAGAGUCUCUCUUUCUCUCCAUCUCUUUAUUUCCUCUUUAAUUUCCUCUGUUUUGCUCACCUUUUCUUUCCUUUGUAUCUUCCCCUCUCUCUCCAGGCCAGUCGUCUGCACGGCACCUUCUCAGCAGAGUCCAGUCGCAGCCUGUUGAUCUGUCUGCUGUGGGUUCUGAAGAAUGCAGAUGAGUGUGUCCUACAGAAGUGGUUCUCUGACCUGUCGGUCUCCCAGCUCAACCGUCUGCUGGACAUGCUCUACCUCUGCGUCUCCUGCUUCGAGUACAAGGUAACGUCCCACCUGGAGCACGGGCAAAAGCAUGCAUGGUGUACUUUCCUUAGGUCAUUUGUAGUAAUGCCAUCGAUUCUGUGGAAGCACGUCAAAUGUAUUGCCUCACUGACAGUCCAUUAUUUCGUCCCUGGAUAAGACUGGGUGGAAAGAAACUUAUUUGAAAAGGUUCUUGGAAUUUGUACUUCCCAUGCUCUAUGAGAUGGUUUUCAAAUUGGUGUAUGUAUGUGUGUUUUUCGGAGAGGUUGGGUUAAAAGCGGAAGUCAAAUUUUGGUUGGACCUUGUGUGCAGUUGACCAAUAAAGUAAUCUUAAUCUUUCCUUACUCUUACUUUUCCAUAUAAUCCAUCUCUAAUCCAUCGUACCUCUCUUGCUGUGGUAGUGUGGCACAGUAACCCUGUAACUUCUCUCCAUCCUCAUCAUGGAAAAAGGCCCAUGUUGUGUUCACCAUGCAGGGGAAGAAGGCCUUUGAGCGCAUGAACAGCCUGACCUUCAAGAAGUCCAAGGACAUGAAGGCCAAGCUGGAGGAGGCCAUACUGGGGAGCAUCGGGGCACGGCAGGAGAUGGUCCGCCGCAGCAGGGGACAGCUAGGUACACAGAGCAAACACACACACACACACACACAGCACACACGCACACACACAUUGGGAAAAGUGAUCUGAAAAUGACCAUUCAAUCUCUCUCCCUUUAACUUCUCUUUGCCUUUCGCUCCAUAUCUCCUCCCAUAUCUCCUCUCCCUCACCCGCUCUACCCCCCCUUUCCUUCUCAUUCCCUCUCUCCUCCUCUCAUCCCUAUCUUCUCUCCUCCUCUUAUGUCCCCCCCCCCCCCCCCCCCCCACUGUAGAGAGGAGUCCGUCAGGCAGUGCCUUCGGCAGCCAGGAGAACCUGCGCUGGAGGAAAGACAUGACACACUGGCGCCAGCACAGCGAGAGGAUGGACAAGUAUGCUUACCUUUUGAGAGAGAGAGAGAGAGAGAGAGAGAGAGAGAGAGAGAGAGAGCGAGAGACGACUAGCGAGAUAGAGAGAGAGAAGAGAUCGAGCUCUCUCCUCUCGAUCUCUCGCUCCUCUCUCUUCUCUCUCUCUCUACUCUCUCUCUCUCUAUCUCUCUCCUCUCUUCUACUUCUCCCUCUCUACUCUCGCUCUACCUCUCUCUCUCUCUCUCUUUAUCUCUCUUCUCUCUUGCCUCUUCUCUCUCUCUUCCUAUCGCUGUACCACAGACAGCCCCUAUGAGUGAUGGGUGGAUUCUGAUGCUACAACAGAAUAAUGCAUGCUGACAGAUCCUAUCCUGUUGUUUUUAGAUGUUCAGUGUUUAAAACACCUGUAAGGCACAUGCAUCUUUUCAUCUGUGAACUCUUUUUCCGAAUGUUCUCUCGUGUCUCACUGUGCCUCUGUGUAGGAGCCACAGAUCCUUCAGGUAUUGAAUGGUUCCCUGGAGUCAGUGUGCUGCAUUAGUGACCUGACCCCUGACCUCUCCUGUAACCAUGAUUGUGGUGUUUACAGUGAGGGAAAAAAGUACUUGAUCCCCUGCUGAUUUUGUAUGUUUGCCCACUGACAAAGACAUGAUCAGUCUAUAAUUUUAAUGGUAGGUUUAUUUGAACAGUGAGAGACAGAAUAACAACAAAUUAAUCCAGAAAAACGCAUGUCAAAAAUGUUAUAAAUUGAUUUGCAUUUUAAUGAGGGAAAUAAGUAUUUGACCCCUCUGCAAAACAUGACUUAGUACUUGGUGGCAAAACCCUUGUUGGCAAUCACAGAGGUCAGAUGUUUCUUGUAGUUGGCCACCAGGUUUGCACACAUCUCAGGAGGGAUUUUGUCCCACUCCUCUUUGCAGAUCUUCUCCAAGUCAUUAAGGUUUCGAGCCUGACGUUUGGCAACUCGAACCUUCAGCUCCCUCCACAGAUUUUCUAUGGGAGUAAGGUCUGGAGACUGGCUAGGCCACUCCAGGACCUUAAUGUGCUUCUUCUUGAGCCACUCCUUUGUUGCCUUGGCUGUGUGUUUUGGGUCAUUGUCAUGCUGGAAUACCCAUCCACGACCCAUUGUCAAUGCCCUGGCUGAGGGAAGGAGGUUCUCACCCAAGAUUUGACAGUACAUGGCCCCGUCCAUCGUCCCUUUGAUGCGGUGAAGUUGUCCUGUCCCCUUAGCAGAAAAACACCCCCAAAGCAUAAUGUUUCCACCUCCAUGUUUGACAGUGGGGAUGGUGUUUUUGGGGUCAUAGGCAGCAUUCCUCCUCCUCCAAACACGGCGAGUUGAGCUGAUGCCAAAGAGCUCGAUUUUGGUCUCAUCUGACCACAACACUUUCACCCAGUUCUCCUCUGAAUCAUUCAGAUGUUCAUUGGCAAACUUCAGACGGCCCUGUAUAUGUGCUUUCUUGAGCAGGGGGACCUUGCGGGCGCUGCAGGAUUUCAGUCCUUCACGGCGUAGUGUGUUACCAAUUGUUUUCUUGGUGACUAUGGUCCCAGCUGCCUUGAGAUCAUUGACAAGAUCCUCCCGUGUAGAUCUGGGCUGAUUCCUCACCAUUCUCAUGAUCAUUGCAACUCCAUGAGGUGAGAUCUUGCAUGGAGCCCCAGGCCGAGGGAGAUUGACAGUUAUUUUGUGUUUCUUCCAUUUGCGAAAUAAUCGCACCAACUGUUGUCACCUUCUCACCAAACUGCUUGGCGAUGGUCUUGUAGCCCAUUCCAGCCUUGUGUAGGUCUACAAUCUUGUCCCUGACGUCCUUGGAGAGCUCUUUGGUCUUGGCCAUGGUGGAGAGUUUGGAAUCUGAUUGAUUGAUUGCUUCUGUGGACAGGUGUAUUUUAUACAGGUAACAAACUGAGAUUAGGAGCACUCCCUUUAAGAGUGUGCUCCUAAUCUCAGCUCGUUACCUGUAUAAAAGACACCUAGGAGCCAGAAAUCUUUCUGAUUGAGAGGGGGUCAAAUACUUAUUUCCCUCAUUAAAAUGCAAAUCAAUUUAUAACAUUUUUGACAUGCGUUAUUCUGGAUUUCUUUGUUGUUAUUCUGUCUCUCACUGUUCAAAUAAACCUACCAUUAAAAUUAUAGACUGAUCAUUUCUUUGUCAGUGGGCAAACUUACAAAAUCAGCAGGGGAUCAAAUACUUUUUUCCCUCACUGUAUGUCUGUCUGGUGCCUGCAGUGGGACUGCUGUUCCUUUAACCAGUGUGCAUUGCUCCUUUGGGUUCUGACUGAUGUGUGUCUGUUCCCUAUUCUGGGUUUAGAUGGGUGAAAUCAAUGUGAUUCUGUCGCAACUGGUAGGUUCUCAAUUGGUGGAUGAUUAGCAUGUGACAAUUUGCACAGUAGGAAAGGUAGAUGAUUGUACCGCAUGUGUACUUGCCCUUUUUAGAAUAAAGUCUCUUCUAAAACAAUUAGACCCCUAUUUGUAAUACUCAAUGUCCAUAAGUCAACAUAAAAGUGGAUAAGUCACAGAAAUAACAUAUUCUAUUGGUGUGGCCUCUCUACACCUACCCCUCUCCAUCCCCCGGUGCCCCCCUAACCCUCCUCCUGCCUUACCUCUGCUGCCUAACUCUUCUCCCCCUAGUGGGGGAAGGGAUGGAGGUGCGUUUGGUCCCUGGUCCCCUGCUCUCCUCUCCGUGUGCUAGCUAUGCCAUGCCAUGCAGCGCGUAGCUACCGUGUACUGUGGACUGUGCCGUGCAGGUUUAGAGACAGUGUCCUACCACGCAACUCGGGGAGUCGAACCAAAACCCAACCCCAGGAGCCUUUGGUAGUUAGGUGUGUAACUCAUCAACUGCAACAAAACAUGUCAUGAUCCCCCCACCACCACCAUCCUACUCCUCAACCCCUCCAUACAUCCAUACACCAAACCCCUACAGUACAUUGCACAUGGAAGAACUCCUGUCUGUGUGCAAUGGCUUGAAUGUGACUGACAGGCAGGGUGAGCGCUGUGGCAUUCAAGGGGACCCCAUGAAUAUAGAGCUGGCUGGCGGCCAUUUUGGAGAGUAUCACUUCUUGUUUCCUGUGACAGGACCAGAGCGGAGCUGGAGCACGAAGCACUUAUUGACGGUAACCUGGCAACAGAGGCCAACCUGAUCAUUCUGGAUACGCUGGAGAUCAUCGUCCAGGUAUAGAGAUGUUAAAAGUAGACUCAGCGAAAUGACGUUUCCACGAGCAGCACCGCAGAUAUUGCGACGAGCGAGAUGCAAGCCUUUGCUCUCACACAGUCGCACACAGUAUCUGCGCACGUGCACGGGUUCACUUCACGCUGUGGCAGCGUGGUAGCCAGGGCACCAAAAUAGCAGAGAAGUAUAGCCUCGCGCUUCAACGCUCUUAGUUGUUGCGGAAAUGUACCCACUAUGCUGUUGACUUUGUGCACCUAUGUCAUAUCGCUGAGUCUACCUUUAAGAAGCACCAGACUCCUCACACACGCACACAGUCAGGUUGAAAGUUUGACACAUUUGCAAACCAAAUGUCCCUCUGGGGUUAAUACAAAUGUAUUGAUUGAUUGUGAUGUGUGUUUCUAUGCAUUUGUGUAUCCUAGACGGUGUCUGUGACAGAGUCCAAGGAGAGUAUCCUGGGUGGAGUGUUGAAGGUGCUGCUCCGUAGCAUGGCCUGUAACCAAAGUGCCGUCUACCUUCAACACUGCUUCGCUACACAGAGAGCUCUCGUCUCCAAGGUCAGAAUUGAGUUCCUGUCUACAAUCAUGUAGACAGGAAGAGGGGUUGCACUUUUAAGAGAUUUAGUGAAAUCUAUUGGUAAAAUGUCUGCAUACUGUAAUUGUAUUGUCUGUUUAUAUCUCUGUGUGUCUCCUGUUUCAUACUUAUGUACAUUUCUCUGUCUGUGUGUCUGUGUGUCUGUGUGUCUGUGUGUCUGUGUGUGUGUGUGUCUGUGUGUCUGUGUGUCUGUGUGUGUGUGUGUGUCUGUGUGUGUCUGUGUGUGUCUGUGUGUGUCUGUGUGUCUGUGUGUCUGUGUGUCUGUGUGUCUGUGUGUCUGUGUGUCUGUGUGUCUGUGUGUCUGUGUGUGUGUGUGUGUGUGUGCGUGUAGUUCCCAGAGCUGUUGUUUGAGGAGGAGACAGAGCAGUGUGCUGACCUGUGUCUGCGUCUACUGAGGAACUGUAGCAGUAGUAUUGGCACCAUCAGAUCCCAUGCCUCCGCUUCUCUAUACCUGCUCAUGAGGCAGAACUUUGAGAUUGGCAACGUGAGUACAACGUCAGGACAACGCACAGCAAACACGGAUACAUAGAGUACUGUCUACUUGCCAGCUACAUACCCAUUUUUUAUUAAACUAUUGAUCCCUUUAGGGGUUAUUUAGUCAUUAUCGAUUGAAACACAGGAGAAUGAUUGCAUAUCUUGUACAUACUCCACAUGCAACAUAUGUUCCUUCUUUUCAGGACAGGUUCAUGUACAUUUAAGUGUUUUAUGUUUUCACUGUUUCUCUUAACCGUCCGUGCUCCUUUUGUAGAAUUUUGCCCGGGUGAAGAUGCAGGCGACCAUGUCCCUGUCCUCCCUGGUGGGAACGUCUCAGAACUUCAACGAGGAAUUCCUCCGACGUUCCCUGAAGACCAUCCUGACCUACGGAGAGGAAGACCUGGAACUCCGGGAGACCACCUUCCCUGACCAGGUAACCACAGCAGACAUGCUGGAUAUCAAUAGAUUAGUACUGACAUUAACCCUUUUAGUUAUUGUAGUACAAAGCAGUGGAACUACUUGUUCAAUAUAUAAAAGUACUUCAGUAUACAACACAAUAAAUAAAUAAAAAACGAUUAAAAUGUAAUCAGACUUUCAGAAAAUGGCUAAUCGGAGAGGGAAUACCUUGUCCAAUCAUGUGAGAUGAUGCUGUCACCUUAUUAACCAUGCUUCAUAUCUCUAUCUAUGUAUUUCAGGUCCAGGACCUGGUGUUCAACCUGCACAUGAUCCUGUCUGAUACAGUCAAGAUGAAGGAGCACCAGGAGGACCCAGAGAUGCUCAUAGACCUCAUGUACAGGUAUGGAACACACACACACACACACACACACACACUGAGCUAUCCUUCAACGUGUUGCUGUGUCCAGGAUCGCUAAGGGUUACCAGACGUCUCCAGACCUGCGUCUGACGUGGAUGCAGAACAUGGCGGGUAAACACUCUGAGAGGACCAAUCACGCGGAGGCAGCCCAGUGUCUAGUGCACAGCGCCGCCCUGGUGGCAGAAUACCUCAGCAUGCUGGAGGACCGCAAGUACCUGCCGGUCGGCUGUGUCACCUUCCAGGUGAGGAAAAUGACUAUUUUAGGACUGUAGAUUUGACUACCUUGUUUGGACCAAGCAGUCAUCCUUAAUCCUACUCCUGGGGAGACAUGGUACUACAGGUUUUAUCCUAGCUUAGUGCCAUCACAACUGACUCAACUAAUCAACUGAAUUGAAUAUACAUGUUGUAAAGAAAAUGAAUACCAUGAUGAACCCAUUACAGUGUUAUGUCCGUCUGUAAAUAAUGAGUGACCACGUGUGACUCGUCUCUCUGUUUCAGAACAUCUCUUCCAACGUGCUGGAGGAGUCUGCCGUGUCUGACGAUGUGGUGUCUCCCGAUGAGGAGGGUAUCUGCUCGGGGAAAUACUUCACUGAGGCUGGCCUAGUGGAGCUGCUGGGUCAGGCUGCUUCCUCCUUCUCCAUGGUGAGACUCAAAGAAAGAACUACUGUACUUAUGAUACACCAGAGACAGUCCACAGCUGGUUUACCUACGACACACGGAGCGUUGUCAAGGCUUAAUCUAACCACUCAUAGGAAUAAAUACUUCACAUUACCAGACCUGGGUCAAAUACUUACGUCAAAUACUUGAGAUGCACUUGAUUGUUUUUGUCCGGUAUAGCGGAACCAAUGCAAGCCCCAAGCUAAAUCAAGCGCACCUCAAUACUUUCAAUACCUUUUCCCAGGCUGGUAUGUACGAGGCGGUGAACGAGGUGUACAAGGUCCUGAUCCCCAUCCACGAGGCCAACCGGGACGCCAAGAAGCUGGCCACCGUACAUGGUAAACUACAGGAAGCCUUUGGCAAAAUCGUGCACCAGGUAAAUGCUUGAUCUAUCUCUUGCCCUGUACAUACUGUAGGUAUAGAGAACAGACAGGACUGUUACGUGCCCAACAGACACUGUUUUGUGCCCUACCUCAGUGUGGAGGUCGUGUAGGACUGCCUGUCUGUGGAUGUUACGUGUGUAUGUCUGUGAUUCUGAGACCGAGAAACAGGUACUGUGUGUGUUAGGUGCAAGGACCCACCAGUGCAAUGCCCUAUUGUCUGUGGGAGGCAUGCAGGAAAGAGCAUGCUAAAUAUGUACACUCUCAGACCGACAGUCACUGCAGUGUACCAACGUGACUGUAAACAUAUUUAUAUUGUAUUUUCUUUGUCACCACAGAGCACUGGCUGGGAGGUAGGUCCUAAUGGUUCCUGCUUGGCCUACUCAUUUACGUUCUGUCUCUACUUUAUUAUUUGCUAGCCAUGGGGACGUUGUGUUGCUCUCUGCUUCUGUGUUACAUUAUACUGUACGAUCUGUUAACAUCUACCUAGACUGGGUGCUGUCCGUCUGUCCCUCCAACCAACUGUGGGACUGCUGGUGCCAUGUUACGGGCAGCAACCCUCCUCUUCCUUAUUUUCCUCUGUCUGUGGAAGAGGUUGUUUUAACGUGAGCGUUUUGGCAGGCCAUGCAUGGGAGCCCCAGUGUGACACUAAUGGCAAGCUUCACACUGCCUUGUCAGACCGUCUCUCAUCAACAACAAACUGUCUGGUCUGGUCGGGCAUCAACAUCUGGUCUGCUGCUCGCUCGCCUGUUGUCACAACUCAUCUCAUCUACAGCCGCAGGGUUCGAUUUUAGUUCGAUAUUCAUGCAAAGGAUACACUCCUCAUGUUGUUCUCUCAGUACACACUCCCACAAACCAGAGGCCUUUUGUAAUAGAAUGCUCUGACAUACAAAUUAAGCACAAACUAUUGCAAACUUGGGUUUGCCGUAUGCAGUUCCAACUGGAUCCACAUUUAUUUAAGACAUUUUGAAUUUCAAGAGGGUUCAAGUCAAAGGAUUUUGGACUGGAUUGUUAGAUUUGUCCCACCUCGAUUUGUCCCACCUCAAAGUAAAAUUUUCUCCCUUUUUAUUUGAAAUAGACAAACUAAAUCGACCCCUGAGUUCCUUCAUUCAUACUGCUGUUUUUGUGUUAACUGGUAUUAACCUGGUGUGUUGCAUGACAAGGACAGAGCACGCCUCCUCAUUCUCCAGAGGAAACUAAAGGACUGGGAGGACAGCCCCCUGAAUGUUUCCAGGGGCUGUGGAACUCAAUCACCACCAUGACUGCAUUCUCUUUUAUGGCCUCCUUUCUUUCCCUCUCCUCUUUCACCUCCCUUUACUUCACUCUCUUCCUCUGCAUGUUGUGUGUUCUUUAAGUCAAAAGGAAUGCUAUGUUUUGGUGGUUGCUGUCUAUUCUAUUCUAUUUGCCUUGGUUUGUGUUGCUCUUGUGUUUUUGUUGUGUUGUUUUUGUUUAGUUUCUCUAGUGAAGUACCUGAUUUAAAAUGUGUUCUUGUUUCCUCCUUUUUGAUUUCCCCGGUUGCCGUGCCGACCCUUCCUUCCCACUUGACUCAUUGUGUGUUGCGGUAAGUUCCUAGUUUGAGGGUUACUUUAUUUCUGUUACUUUUUAAAGGGGAAUGUAAUGCAAUGAACCACUGACAAACAACCACUGAGCCAAAUGGCAGAGUAACUGAUCACAAUAAAAUAUGCAAUGUAUUUCACUCUGUAUACCUGUAUAUUACAUUUUACAUUUUAGUCAUUUAGCAGACGCUCUUAUCCAGAGCGACUUACAGUUAGUGAGUGCAUACAUUUUUUGCAUCAAUUUUUUUCAUACUGCCCCCCCGUGGGAAUCGAACCCACAACCCUGGCGUUUCAAGCGCCAUGCUCUACCAAUUGAGCUACAGGAGGCCACCUGCCAAGGCUGUGUAAAUCGAAAUAAUAAUAACGGUAUCUAUUAUGCUGAAGGCCGUCUGUGUUUAUAUUUGGUGUUGCAAUUGAAGUGUUUGCUGAUGAUGAGAGAACUUGAACUUCACGGUUUCACUGAGUUGGAUGGAAUUCAGCUAAUGUAUCAAUAGUCUGGCUCAGACAUAAUCAGACUCUGUCAGCACGGGGUUACUACCGUGCUUUAUUCUUACACUUCUGACGACAUUCUGUGUAAAAGCAACAUGUUUUUGUUCAAGUAACAUGCGUGCGCUUAUAUUUAACAUUUGCACACGUAAAACAUGUUUUCUGUCUCACAGGAUUGGAAGAGAAUGUUUGGUACUUACUUCAGAGUCGGAUUUUACGGCUCUAAAUUCGGAGACUUGGAUGAGCAGGAGUUUGUGUACAAAGAGCCUGCCAUCACCAAGCUAGCAGAGAUCUCACACCGACUCGAGGUAAAUGGCAGUUUGGAGGAGUGUGUCUCAAACUAUAUUUUGGUAUUUUUUCAUUAGUCCACUGUUGAUAACAGUCCCAAAAUGUUUAGCAUGUCAGCAGUCAAGUUUUCAAGAUAUAUGACCUUCAAGAAGCAAAGUGUCACUUGCUACAUUACAUUCUGGGACCGUAUCGACAGUGGACUAAUGAAAGAAAUACCAAAAUAUUGUUUUUGAGUGGAUUUUUCCUUUUAAGGAAUGGUCUCUUCUCUAUUUGUGAAAUGGUCUCUGUCUACUGUGUGAGAGAGCUGGAGCACUGAGUGUGUCCUGUGUGUUUGAUCUCUUAGGGGUUUUAUGGUGAGCGCUAUGGAGAAGACCAGGUGGAAGUCAUUAAGGACUCCAAUCCAGUGGACAAGUGCAAACUGGACCCAAAUAAGGUGUGUGUGUGUGUGUGGGGUGGGGGAGAGGGUUUGUGGAUAAAGACGGGAUUCCAAAAUAAUCACUUAAUCAAAGCAUGGUCAAGUAAAUUGCCUUUUUGAUUAUUUGAAGGCUAUUGGUUAUUAAUUGGUUAUUUGUGUAUUUUGGUUUAAUGUUGGUAAAACAUCAUGUUAACCAGGUGUCACUGUGUAUCUUUACUGUGUCCCAGGCUUAUGUCCAGAUCACGUACGUGGAGCCGUACUUUGACACCUAUGAAAUGAAGGACCGCAUCACGUACUUCGACAAGAACUACAACCUGCGGCGGUUUGUCUACUGCACGCCGUUCACGCUGGACGGGCGGGCGCACGGGGAUCUGCACGAUCAGUUCAAGCGCAAAACCAUCCUGACCACCUCCCACGCCUUCCCCUACAUCAAGACACGUAUCAACAUCAUCCACAAAGAAGAGGUGAUACACUUCAUCUGACACCAUGCACCACAUGCUACUGUUACAUGAAAUCCUCUGUAGCUCAGCUGGUAGAGCACGGCGCUUGAAACGCCAAGGUAGUGGGUUCGAUCCCCGGGACCAACCAUACACAAAAAUGGAUGCACGCAUGACUGUAAGUCGCUUUGGAUAAAAGCGUCUGCUAAAUGGCAUAUUAUUAUUAUUAUUAUUAUUAUUAUUAUUAUUAAAUCCACAUCAUUACAGGAAUAUACUUACUGACACGCAUUCGUAUGAAAAACAGGCAUAUACCUCUGUCUAUUUAUUUUAAAUAUUGAAUCAGUGCUUUCUCCAUCUUAUCAUCUGAUCGUCUUUUCCUGUCUCUCUGGUCCUGUUAGAUCAUUUCCAUUCCCGUGGAGGUGGCCAUAGAGGACAUGCAGAAGAAGACCCAGGAGCUGGCCUUCGCCACCCACCAGGACCCCUCUGAUGCCAAGAUGCUGCAGAUGGUCCUGCAGGGGUCUGUAGGGACCACUGUCAACCAGGGACCUCUGGAAGUGGCCCAGGUGUUCCUGUCAGAGAUCCCCGGUGAUCCUAAACUCUACAGACACCACAACAAACUACGCCUCUGCUUCAAAGACUUCACUAAGAGGUCAAUUACAAAAGUACCAAUUUCCCCUCUAGAGGUCAAUAAAGUUUAUUCAAUUCAAAGUACUGUUGUUUGUAAAUCAAGUUUAUAGACUCCAAUUCCCCGUGCUGUAUGCAAAACAAUAUUGAAGUCUAGUGCUCUACUCACACCUGUCCUAUUCUCCUCCAUCCAGGUGUGAAGACGCCCUCCGUAAGAACAAGCGUCUGAUUGGUCCAGACCAGAAGGAGUACCAGAGGGAGUUGGAGAGGAACUACCAUCGCCUGAAGGAGGCGCUACAGCCACUCAUCUGCAGAAAGAUACCCCAGCUUUAUAAACCUGUGCUGCAGGUCAACUCUCACAGGUGUGUGUGUUGACAAGCAGGAACAUACUGGGGCCAGACUUGCGAACAUUAGAAACAGUUUAACUUUAAAAUAGGGGUGUGCUGAUCUCGUCAUACUCGUAAUCGUAUCCGUUUAAUCACACUUGAUACGUGUAAUUGGAUUUAAUCGUGAUUGGAAAACCCGGACGUGCUCUUUAAAUGCUGGUGAAGCCUAAACCUCAAGUGCACAUUACUGCGCUAUCACAUCAUUAUGUUCCUUCACUCAUUCCCCCACAUUGUUAAACGACCCCGACAGAUGAAAAUGCACAUGAUUUACUUACUUAGUCCUAUUCAAUGAUCAACGAGAUAGGCUAAUAAAUAGCCUAAUGUAUGGCUGGUAUGGCUGGCUACUACUGCCUGCAUUUAUUCCAGACAGAUUUAG